Sebastes umbrosus (honeycomb rockfish) is the source of this 3019-nucleotide messenger RNA. It is a transcript of the gene usp3, whose product is annotated as ubiquitin specific peptidase 3. The coding region runs from base 350 to 2206 and encodes 618 amino acids. The transcript has 15 exons. Gene Ontology annotation, biological process: protein deubiquitination. Lineage: Eukaryota; Metazoa; Chordata; Actinopteri; Perciformes; Sebastidae. Gene Ontology annotation, molecular function: cysteine-type deubiquitinase activity; zinc ion binding. Gene Ontology annotation, cellular component: cytoplasm. The record is from RefSeq and is a predicted model, not a curated record.
CCAUUUGUUUGUGGCAAACGCCAGCAGUGAUCUUUAGUACCUUAUACACACCAAAGCUUACUAUUUUAACUUACAACAUGUCCGGGUGGAACCGGCGUUACCUUUAAUGUUCUGUAAGCUGCUGUUACUACUGAAAUGAUGCGAGAAGUAUAGUCAAACGGUGUUGAAAAGACAGGAAAAGACAGAAAAACGUGCGUUCUUGAGCAGAAGUAGUUGGUCGGCUAACGUUAGCUAGCUAGUAUCUAGGAUACAGGUUAACUGGCUGACUAUUGUUAUCGCUGCCUUGUUCCUGGUUGGUGUUGUAGGUGUUGGCUAACAUUAGCUGACUUACUACUACAACUGUGGACUGAUGGAGUGCCCUCAUCUGAACUCAAACGUGAGCUGUCCUGCUGAGACCUCCCGGUUCCCUGGUAACGGUGCUCCGUCCUCCUGGUGCUGCAGCGUUUGUAGGUCCAAUAAAAGUCCAUGGAUUUGCCUUACCUGUCUGAUGGUCCAUUGUGGAAGAUAUGUCAAUGGACAUGCAAAGAAACACUUUGAAGAGAGUCAAGUCGUUGGCAUUAAUCAAAAGAAGGGCGAGAAACAGGAGAAAGAGAAAUCCCAUCAUUCUGUCUGCAUGGACUGCAGCAACUACAGCGUGUUUUGUUACAGAUGUGAUGACUUUGUUGUCAAUGACACCAAACUCGGGCAGGUGCAGAAGGUGAGGGAACAUCUGCAGAGUUUAGAAAAUCCAGCAAUGAUGGGUGACAGACAGAGGAAAAGAAAACUUCUGGAAAGCCCAGCUUCAGACAACAAGUUGUUGAAAGACAAUGACGGGGCGGCUUUAGGUGCUACAGGCCUGAGGAACUUGGGCAACACGUGCUUCAUGAAUGCCAUUCUGCAGUCCCUCAGCAACAUCGAGCAAUUCAGCUGUUAUUUCAAGGAGCUGCCUGCAGUGGCUCUACGCAGUGGUAAGACGGCAGGAAGAAGGAUGUACCACACCCGAAGCCAAGGGGACAACAGUGUGUCUUUGGUGGAGGAGUUCAGGAAAACCCUGUGUUCCCUGUGGCAAGGAAGCCAGACGGCCUUCAGUCCAGACUCCUUAUUUUAUGCUAUAUGGAAAAUCAUGCCAAGCUUCAGGGGCUAUCAGCAGCAGGAUGCACAUGAGUUCAUGCGUUACCUGCUGGACCACCUCCACAGGGAGCUCCAGUACAGUCGCAACGGGGCAUCUCACCCAGUCUCACCUCAGGAUGGGGUCCGCCUCUCCACUGCAGAGGGCAAAUGCUGCAUAAAUGGGACGGCCAGUGUUGUCACAUCCAAUUUUGGUGGCAUACUUCAGAACGAAGUCAACUGCCUGAUAUGUGGAACUGAAUCUCGGAAGUUUGAUCCAUUUCUUGAUCUGUCUUUGGACAUUCCCAGCCAGUUCAGACAAAAGAGAAGUAAAGACCAGGAGCCAGGGCCGACCUGCACCUUACGUGACUGCGUACGUAGCUUCACUGACCUGGAAGAACUUGAUGAAACGGAGCUGUACUAUUGCCAUAAGUGUAAAAAGCGACAGAAAUCCACUAAGAAGUUCUGGAUCCAGAAGCUGCCAAAGGUUUUGUGCCUGCACCUAAAAAGGUUCCACUGGACGGCCUUUUUGAGAAACAAGGUGGAUACCUAUGUGGAGUUUCCACUGAAAGACCUGGACAUGAGGGGCUACUUGCUUGAGCCGGAGACUUCAUUACCAGGAAGCUGCCUGUACGACCUUGUUGCUGUCGUAGUGCAUCAUGGAUCUGGAGUUGGAUCGGGGCAUUAUACAGCAUAUGGCAGCCACGAGAGCCGGUGGUACCACUUCAACGACAGCACAGUGACUCUGACCAAUGAGGACACAGUGAGGAAGGCCAAGGCCUACAUCCUCUUCUACGUGGAGAGGACUGAACAGGUGGCCGCAGACAAGACUGCCACGAACAAGCCUGCUGUGGACACAGCAGCCACGGGCAGCGGCCCUUCAGAAGCAGUUGCUCAGGACAAGGUUGCCACAGACAUGGUUUUGAUGGAUGUGCCAGCCUCACACAUGAAUACCCAGGAGGACGUGGCGGCCCCAGAUAACGCUGCGUUGGAAAAUGUGGGUGAAGACAUGGCUGAAUUGCAUAACACGGCUUCAAUGCAGGCUGCGACAGAUAGGGAUACCUCAGACCAGGCUGCAACAGAGGAAGCCAGCCAAGCCAUACCAGCCGUCGCACAGUGAUUCUGUCAGACUGCCUCAGACCAGCUCCUCACUCCAUUUUGACUUCACCUCAAUCACAUUUCUCACAGUGCUUGAUUUUAAAUAGUUAAUUUCCAAGUUUAAUGUAUGUGCAACUAUUUUCUUUUUUAUGACCUGCAUGACAGCAUCAUGUAUAAUUUGCUGCUUGAGAUUUCGUUAGUAUUUGCAUUUAUUUCCUCGAUGUUUUAUUCCUCAGUUGAGGUAGACUUCUCUGUAUGUAAUAGAUUCCAAAGGUGAUUGUUUAAAAUAAUGAAGUAAAGCUGUAGCCUUGGAAAACCUCAGUUGGUCCAAUAUUUAGCCUAGACUGAAGAAAUCGACUGUAACAAUAUUUGGAGUUUAUUGCUUUUUCUAAUUUUGUAAUUUCAACCUCUUGAGAACCUCAUAGUACUGUUUCCAGUCAUUAGGGGAGAUUUUAGGAUCUAGAAUGCAUUUAUUGACUGACAAGUGAUCCUUAGGGCUUUAGAAAAGUUGGUAUAACUUCGUGACCAGAACCAAUGUGAAAGAAAUGAUCAUUCUUAAAUUGUUUCGUUUGUGUGUAUUGAUGCUGGAGUAUAAUUUAACAUUAUGUUGAUCUGAAAUGGGCUUAGAAACGGGCCCCGGUGAAAUUCUCUUUUAAAAUGUAUCAGAUAAAGUGAACAUGACAAAAUACAAUGAAAAAUCUUUUUCAAAUGUUUGAUGUUUUUUUAGCUGUGGGGGAAAAAAACACCUUAAAAUUCACCUUUUUCUGAACACCACUAAACCAUUACUACAGCCAGACAAUAUGUAGACAGGAAGACAUGGUUGUUUAUUCUACCA